AUGAACCAGCUGCAGGCUAAUCGUGCUGAUAUUGUGACCUUGGAUGCAGGAGAGCUUUAUUCAGCUGUGAAGCAGUUUGACCUCGUUGCCGUUGCUAAAGAGCUUUACAGAGACGGAGGCUGCAUUCUGUCUGUGGCUGUGGUGACAAACCGCAACUUGGAUGUUCGGUCCCUGCGGGGCCACAGGAGCUGUCACAGCGGGCUUCGGUGGACAGCUGGAUGGAGCCUCCCGCUCGGCUUCCUGCUGUCCAGGAACUACCUGAGCUGGUCCAAGGAGCAUCCUCUCAUCCGGGAUGUCGGCGACUUUUUUGCUGCCAGCUGUGUUCCUGGAGGCGCCGCCAUGGCACCUGCUUUGUGCUCUCUGUGUCAAGGACAAAAGUCUUUCAUUCGUCAGAAGAAUCAUCACUGUGAGACUUCCCACAGCGAGCCUUUCUACAACAACCAGGGAGCCCUGAGGUGUCUCAGGAGUGGGGCAGGUGAUGUUGCAUUUGUGGACCAUUUUGCUAUUGAAGCUAUUGAUGCCAGUGAACAAAACCAGUUCAGGUUACUUUGUCCUGAUGGGACACAAGCUCCUCUGAGCCACUUCAGGAGCUGCAAUCUGGGCCGUGGUCCUGGAGGGGGAAUGGUCACCAGACACAAUUUUCGCAAAGUUGUCCGCAGGUUUAUAACAACUGUGCAGCUGCUCUUUGGUCAGAAAGGAAAAGAGAGGCAACGCUUCCAACCUUUCAACUCAUCAUCUUAUGGAGAGAGGGACCUCCUCUUGAGAGAUGUGACAGAUAAGCUGGUUGUUCUGCCAGAUGAUGUGGACAUCAGCCAGGUGUUGGGGCUGGAUUAUGUUGCUCUUCUCAAAGGUCUUGGCCAUGAAGGAAGCUCCCUUGAGGACAGUGUUGUCCGUUGGUGCUGCAUCAGCUAUGCCGAGCAGAAGAAGUGUGAGCAGUGGGCUCUCAGCGUUAAGUCGGACCCUCUGGUGUGUGUCCAAGCUGUCUCGAUGCGUGACUGUAUUGAGAAGAUCAAGAGGGAUGAGGUGGACGCUGUCUCGCUGGAUGCAACUCACUCAUUCAUUGCAGGAAAAUGUGGUCUCACCCCCGUGGUAACAGAAUAUUAUGGAAGAACAUGCGUUCUUGCAGAAGGAUCAGCUCAUUUAGAGACUGACGUUUUUCCCUCGGUUGUGGGUGUAGCGAUCGCGAAGCGCUCCAGCAGGAAUGUGUACAUCGGGAAUCUAGGAGGCCGGCGCUCGUGUCAUGGCCAUAUGUACAGUCCUGCAGGAUGGCUGCUGCCGUACACGCACACACUGAGCCUGGAGCACGUCAGCACCCCCUGUAAUCCAAACCAAGUGUACAAUGAAGUAUUUUGGAAAGGCUGUCUUCCUGGCUCUCAGGGGAAUCUGUGCAAAGUAUGUAUGGGAGGAACUGGGGAGGCUGCGACCAAACGCUGCACUGACAACCACAAUGAGCGUUACUAUGGCAAUAUGGGUGCCUUAAGGUGUUUGGUUGGAGAUCCAAGUGGGAAAAGCUACGGUGACGUGGCCUUCCUGGAGCAGCACAACCUCCUCACCAACAUCCUCAGUUUGAACUCCACCGGGUGGAUGGAGGGAUUGAGAUCAUCUGAUUUUGAGCUCCUGUGCCCAGAUGGGCGCCGUGCUGCUCUGUCAGAGUGGGAGAGUUGUAACCUGGGAGCCAUACCACCAAACAUCGUCAUGACCCGACCAGUGCUCGCUGCACGAGUGUACGACUUUCUCAUAAAGUCACAGGGGAUCCUUGCUCUGAAGCCCUGCAAUGAGUGA
Messenger RNA from Nematolebias whitei (Rio pearlfish), 1782 nucleotides. It is a transcript of the gene sxph, whose product is annotated as Saxiphilin-like. Lineage: Eukaryota; Metazoa; Chordata; Actinopteri; Cyprinodontiformes; Rivulidae. Gene Ontology annotation, cellular component: early endosome; plasma membrane; recycling endosome. The coding region runs from base 1 to 1782 and encodes 593 amino acids. Gene Ontology annotation, biological process: iron ion transport. The transcript has 15 exons. The record is from RefSeq and is a predicted model, not a curated record.